Molecule: messenger RNA, 648 nt
Organism: Ectocarpus sp. CCAP 1310/34
Lineage: Eukaryota; Phaeophyceae; Ectocarpales; Ectocarpaceae
Source: the annotation of a GenBank genome assembly
AUGGAAGUGCUACCGAGGUCUGCAGAAGGACUGGCGAGAAUGAUGACCAUCAUCGUUGAGGUGUACGGGGAGUUCGGGCUAACGGUGUCGGAGAAGAAGACGGAGACGCUCGUGAUGCGCGCAAAGGACAAGCCGACUACAACAUCACAGCCCGCCCCGCCUCCACCACUGACCAUCGAAGCCGCGGGACAGAAACACGCCCAGACGACCGAGUUCCGGUACCUCGGUGGCCUCGUCAACGAACAUGGCGACCUCACCCGGGAGAUCAACUACAGGAGCAGAGGAGCGUGGGCGUGCCUCAGGCGAUAUGGCCGAGAGCUCUCCGACAGACCGCAAGCGCCAUUCCGACUCAAGGUCCGCCUGCUCCAGGCGGAGGCGAUGGAGGCACUGCUGAACGGCUGCAUGGCAUGGUCACCACUCAGCGGCCACUAUCAGACGCUGCGGUCGAUACACCACCGACUGCUCCUUCGAGUUAUCGGGUACAAGCGCAAGAAAAACACCUACCGGCAGCUCUCCUACGCCCAGACGCUGAAGAGGGUCGAAUGCCAGAGCGUUGAAGCCACGAUCCGACAACGACGCCUACUGUUCGCGGGAGCAUUGGCAAGGCAGCCGGACGGGCGACUCCCGAAACGACUGAUGCUCGGCGAA